Molecule: messenger RNA, 1371 nt
Organism: Knipowitschia caucasica
Lineage: Eukaryota; Metazoa; Chordata; Actinopteri; Gobiiformes; Gobiidae
Source: the annotation of a GenBank genome assembly
AUGAACCCUACGACUGAAAGCAACUUCUCAUUCCUGGAAGAGGGAUUUUCUGCCCGAGACGUUAUUGAGCAGAAAAUCAAUGAGUCGUCCUCAACUGAUGACAGAGAUGCCUUCUAUGUCUGUGACUUGGGAGACAUCUUGAAAAAACACCUGCGUUGGACCAGGGCACUGCCUCGCAUCACACCCUUUUAUGCCGUGAAAUGCAACGACAGUCGGAGUGUGGUCACGACGUUAGCAUCCAUGGGAACCGGCUUUGACUGUGCUAGCAAGACCGAGAUCCAGCUGGUUCAGUCUCUGGGAGUGGAUCCAAGCAGAAUUAUUUAUGCUAAUCCCUGCAAACAAGUAUCUCAGAUUAAGUAUGCUUCUGCCCACGGGGUCCAGAUGAUGACCUUUGACAGCGAGGUGGAACUCGGGAAAGUGGCUCGAUAUCAUGACAAUGCCAAGCUGGUGCUGAGGAUCGCCACCGAUGACUCCAAAGCCGUGUGUCGUCUCAGCAUCAAAUUUGGAGCUCAACUCAAAGCGUGCCGAGGUCUCCUGGAGAAGGCCCGAGACCUGGGACUGGACGUGGUCGGAGUUAGUUUUCAUGUGGGAAGCGGCUGCACUGAUCCUCAGACCUACAGCCAGGCCAUCAGCGACGCCCGCUGUGUUUUUGACAUCGGGGCCGAGCUGGGCUUUGACAUGAACCUGUUGGAUAUUGGAGGUGGCUUUCCCGGCUCAGAUGAUGUGGAUCUGAAAUUUGAAGAGAUCACGUCUGUAAUUAACCCCGCUCUGGACAAGUACUUCCCUGUGGACAGCUUGGUGAAGAUUAUCGCUGAGCCUGGACGCUUUUAUGUGGCUUCUGCCUACACUCUGGUGGUGAAUAUCAUCGCAAAGAAAGUGAUUCUGGAUGAUGACAAUGCGUCUGAUGACGAGGACGAAGGGACCACGGAUCGGACCAAUAUGUAUUAUGUUAAUGAUGGAGUUUAUGGAUCUUUCAACUGCAUUCUCUACGACCACGCUCAUUGUUUGCCUUUGCUGCAUAAGAGGCCGAAGUCAGACGAGCCCCUGUACCCCUGCAGCAUCUGGGGCCCCACCUGUGAUGGUCUGGACCGUAUAGUAGAGCAGUGCACCAUGCCCGACCUGCAGGUGGGGGACUGGCUGGUGUUUGAGAACAUGGGGGCCUACACCGUGGCUGCAGCCUCCACCUUCAACGGCUUCCAACGACCCGACAUCUAUUAUGUCAUUUCACGGCCUUCUUGGAAUCAUGUCGAGAGGAUUUCAUCUGAAGGGAUCCAUGCUCCAGACGAGUGUUGCCUUCAGGAGCUCCCGGUGCACUGCGGCAGAGAGAGACUCGUGGAGAUGCCCAACAAACCUCCGCAGUCUGUGGUUUAA